AGUAAAAAUCUCCCCAAAGUCACAAGUGGCCUUCAUUUCCUCCAUUUACGAGGGCUCUUAGUUGUCUUUACGUGCUUUGUACAGAGAUUCCACACGCCAAUUCCUUUAAGCUUAGAACAUCCUUAAAUCACAAUGCAUAAUCCCUUUUCACACAGCAUGAUUAAGUUGCCUGCUGACGGCAAGACUUGCAUGGCUUCUUCAUCACCUAGCUCCAACUACGAAACAGACCACAGUGCAUUGUCUCCAAAUGACGAAUCUAUGGAGGCAGUAGACUUGGAAAAUGGCCCAGCCUUUGGAAGCUGUCGGGAUGUCCACCGGAAGGAUGUUUCAAUAACAUGGGAGAACCUUGGGGUGACAGUUUCCGAUAGGAAACAUGGGUGCAGAUCCAUUCUUCAAGGACUCACCGGCUAUGCUCGGCCUGGGGAGGUCUUGGCAAUCAUGGGUCCUUCGGGCUGCGGCAAGACUACUCUUCUUGACGCACUAGCUGGGAGAUUAGAUUCCAGCACAAAGCAUACUGGAGAAGUUCUAAUCAAUGGUCGAAAACAGCCAUUGGCAUAUGGGACUUCGGCUUAUGUGACUCAAGACGAUGUUAUAACAUGGACACUAACCGUAAGAGAAGCUGUCUUCUACUCAGCUCAACUCCAACUACCCAAUUCAAUGUCAUUAAGCAAGAAAAAAGAGCGAGCAGAGACGACAAUAAAAGAGAUGGGGUUACAAGACUCAAUGGACACAAGAAUAGGAGGAUGGAGCAACAAGGGCCUAAGUAGCGGGCAGAAGAGGAGAGUGAGCAUUUGCAUAGAGAUUUUAACUCGGCCGAAGCUUCUUUUCCUCGACGAGCCAACAAGUGGACUUGACAGUGCUGCAUCAUAUUAUGUUAUGAAACGAAUGGUCGAUCUUGCAAAGCAAGACAGAAUGACAAUUAUUGCAUCCAUUCAUCAACCUAGCAGUCAAGUCUUUCAGCUCUUUCACAACCUAUGCCUUCUGUCUUCUGGACGAACAAUAUACUUUGGUCGCUCUGAUAGAGCUAAUAAGUUUUUUGAAUUGAACGGUUUCCCUUGCCCGAGUCACCAAAACCCAUCUGAUCAUUACCUACACACAAUCAACACAGAUUUUGAUGAGGACAUGGAUCAAGGUUUCCAUGCAAAGAAAACCACCGAGGAAGCAAUCGAUUUUCUUGUAAGAUCUUAUAAAUCAUCACAUGCUUGCCAGCAAAUCCAAAGACAUGUAGCAGAAAUAUGUAGCUUGGACAGAGAAGAACUAAAGAAGGGCAGCCAGGCUAACUUCAUUUCCCAGUGCCUUAUUCUCACAAGAAGGUCUUUUGUGAACAUGUAUCGAGAUCUAGGCUACUACUGGCUCCGUCUGGCCAUUUAUAUUGCGUUAUGUUCAGGCUUAGGAUCCGUUUUCUAUGACAUAGGCUCUGGUUACAGCUCGAUACAGGCAAGAGGUUCACUGCUUAUGUUCACUGCUUCCUUCUUGACAAUCAUGGCUAUUGGGGGUUUCCCUUCAUUUGUGGAGGACAUGAAGGUUUUUCAACGGGAAAGAUUAAACGGACAUUAUCAGUCGGCUGCAUUUGUUGUCAGCAACACAGUUUCUUCAACACCCUUCUUGCUUGUUAUAUCUUUGAUUCCCGGAGCAAUAACUUACUACCUUGUUGGCCUCCAACAAGGUUGCGCACAGUUCAUCUACUUUGCCUUGACACUCCUUGCCUGUAUGAUGCUGGUGGAAAGCCUAAUGCUGAUUGUUGCAAGCAUCAUGCCAAAUUUCCUGAUGGGUCUAAUAACAGGAGCAGGGAUCCAAGGGUUAAUGAUACUAAGUGGCGGUUUCUUUCGGCUGCCGCAUGAUCUUCCCUUAGUUUUCUGGAGAUAUCCGUUAUACUACAUUGCUUUCCAUAGAUAUGCGUACCAGGGGCUCUUCAAAAACGAGUUUGAAGGACUGACAUUUCCUAAUGGUCAAGUACUGCAAGGAGGAGGGCCCGCUUACAUCAAAGGUGAAGAAAUUUUGAGAAUUAUAUGGCAGGUGGAAAUGCGUUACUCGAAGUGGAUGGAUCUUGCCAUGUUAUUUGCAAUGGUAGCUUUCUAUCGGCUCAUGUUGUUAAUUGUACUUGGAACUGUUGAAAAGUUUAAGCCUAUAAUUAGAGAAAUCAAGUUUGUUUUUCUUAGUAAAACAAAAAAAUAUAUUGGUUGAUCUAUAUUCUAAGCCUUUAGAUGGAG
Populus trichocarpa (black cottonwood) is the source of this 2210-nucleotide messenger RNA. RefSeq names its product ABC transporter G family member 1. Gene Ontology annotation, cellular component: membrane. The coding region runs from base 133 to 2184 and encodes 683 amino acids. The transcript has 8 exons. NCBI's taxonomy places the organism in Eukaryota, Viridiplantae, Streptophyta, Magnoliopsida, Malpighiales, Salicaceae. Gene Ontology annotation, molecular function: ATP hydrolysis activity; ATP binding; ABC-type transporter activity. The record is from RefSeq and is a predicted model, not a curated record.